AUGAAGUUCCAGAACAACUUAAUUGACAUCCCAAAGGUCCAACCGCCGCGAAAUACCCUAGCAGGUAUCGUGAGCGCCCGCACACAAGCCUCGGUGGCCGAUCCUAGCACUAAUUCAAAAUCUGGACCUCCCCAACUCGUAAACGAGUUACCAGAUCCCCGCGAAGAGAACGAAGUCCGACUUCCCAGGGCCGUCCAAGCCCUCUACCUCCAGCCUCUGCGACGAGAAGCCCAGUAUGGAGUCCCUUCGUGCGACUUACAGCUACGGUCUUUCAGCGUACCCAACCUCGAGUUCUUCUGCGACUUUGCGCUCCGAGCCGCAUACUACCUAAACCUCCCGGCAUUCGGCCCUGUACCUCUUCCUAAGAUUAUUGAGCGAUGGACGGUGCCAAAGAGUCAUUUCAUCUUCAAGAAGUCGCAAGAGAACUUUGAGAGGGUCACGAGGAGGAGAUUGAUUCAGAUUAGGGAUGGACAUCCCGAGACGGUACAGAUCUGGCUAGCCUACCUGCAGAAGCACGCAUACUAUGGUAUUGGUAUGAAGGCAAAUGUGUGGGAGUUUGACAGCAUUGGUACCGGUAAGAAGGCGGACGCACAAGAGAAAUCUCUACAGGAGAUAGUAGAACAGAAGAUGGAAAGCUUUGGCAGAGACAAGACAAUGGGCACGGUAGAGAAGGUGAAGGAGUUGCUAGCUAGCGAGAGCAGCGAUGUCAGUACCGAUGAGCCAGGGGAAGUGAUGAGGAAACGCAAGCCAAACGUCAUCUUCUCAGGCAUCCAGCCCACCGGUGUCCCGCACCUAGGAAACUACUUAGGGGCAUUGCGGCAAUGGAGGAAGCUUCAAGAUGAUGCGGAGCCCGAGGAUAAACUGCUCUUCUCCGUCGUAGACCUCCACGCCAUCACCAUGCCUCAAGACGCCAAGGUCCUACGCAUGCAGCGCCGCGAGAUGCUAGCCGCGCUGCUAGCUAUCGGCCUCGACCCGGAUAAAGGGUCUACGAUAUUCUUCCAGAGCUCUGUGCCCCAACAUACCGAGCUCAUGUGGAUUCUUAGCUGCACGGCGUCGAUGGGGUAUCUGGGGAGGAUGACGCAGUGGAAGAGCAAACUCCAAAUGAACAACAAAGCAGGCGACCUCGAAGAAGAAUCCAUGACAAACCUAAAGCUAGGCCUAUUCUCGUAUCCCGUGCUCCAAGCAGCCGAUAUCCUAGUGCACCGCGCAACCCACGUCCCCGUCGGCGACGACCAGCGGCAACACCUAGAGUUCGCGCGCGAGUGUGCGACUAAUUUUAACCACACGUUCAAGAACAUCCUCGUCCCGCCCGAGACCAUAACCACCCCCUCCCCCCGCAUAAUGUCCCUAACAACCCCGACCUCCAAAAUGUCAAAAUCAACACCCAGCCACCGCUCCCGCAUAACCAUAACCGCGCCCCCCAACGAGAUCCGCUCGCGCAUCAAGAACGCCGUAACCGACAGCCACAACACCGUGACCUACGACCCCGAGAUGCGGCCCGGCGUCGCCAACCUGCUCGAGCUGCUAUCGCAGUGCGGCAGCGCCGAGGGAAGCCGGAGCCUGCGCCCCGACGAGCUGGCCGUCCAGCUUUCCGGCGCCUCGCUCAAGGAUCUGAAGGAGCUCGUGGCGGAGGCCGUGUGCAUAGAGCUGCACGGGGUGAGGGACCGACACGAUGAGUUUUUGAAUCGGAAGGGGGGCAAGUGGCUUGAUGAGAUUGAGGCCGAGGGCGCAGAGGUGGCGAGGCGGAAUGCGGAGGAGACGAUGAGGAUGGUGAGGGAUGCGGUUGGGUUGGGGUCGGGGGCGCAACUUUUCUAG
Daldinia childiae is the source of this 1815-nucleotide messenger RNA. Its product is annotated as Tryptophan-tRNA ligase, mitochondrial. NCBI's taxonomy places the organism in Eukaryota, Fungi, Ascomycota, Sordariomycetes, Xylariales, Hypoxylaceae. Gene Ontology annotation, biological process: translation; mitochondrial tryptophanyl-tRNA aminoacylation. The record is from RefSeq and is a predicted model, not a curated record. The transcript is spliced from 7 exons. Gene Ontology annotation, molecular function: ATP binding; structural constituent of ribosome; tryptophan-tRNA ligase activity. Gene Ontology annotation, cellular component: ribosome; mitochondrion; mitochondrial matrix. The coding region runs from base 1 to 1815 and encodes 604 amino acids.